Molecule: messenger RNA, 1404 nt
Organism: Helianthus annuus (common sunflower)
Lineage: Eukaryota; Viridiplantae; Streptophyta; Magnoliopsida; Asterales; Asteraceae
Product: serine acetyltransferase 1, chloroplastic
Exons: 1
Coding region: 108-1076 (322 amino acids)
Cellular component (GO): cytoplasm; cytosol
Molecular function (GO): L-serine O-acetyltransferase activity
Source: RefSeq, a predicted model, not a curated record
AAAGGGUUGCGUCCCAUAAUCCCACACUCAACCUCCACAUCUAUCUCUAUAUACACACACAAUCUAUCUCUAUAUUCCACCAAUUCCCCAAUAACCAACAAACAAAGAUGACUGCUUGCAUCCACAGAUCAUGUACACAAGUUCUUGAAUUUGAAUCUAACCACAACUACACCAAAUUCUGCAGAUCAGAUUACCCUGAUCAGCUAUCUUGCAAACCCAUCUCCAACAUCACAACAACACACAAACACCAAGAACAUGAUGAAGAAGAAGAUCUAUGGCUGAAGAUGAAAGAUGAAGCUAAAUCAGACGUUGAUCAAGAACCCAUCUUGUCAAGUUAUUAUUUCAGCUUAAUCUUGUCUCAUUCUUCACUUGAAAGUGCUCUAGCUAACCAUAUUGCAAUGAAGUUGAGUAACUCUAGUUUACCUAGUGCCACACUAUACGAUCUUUUCAUGGGUGUGCUCACAGAGGAUCAAGAGAUUGUUAAAUCUGUUAAAGAUGAUUUAAAGGCUGUUAAAGAAAGGGACCCAGCUUGCAUAAGUUAUGUGCACUGUUUUUUAAACUUUAAAGGGUUUCUUGCUUGUCAAAGUCAUAGGAUAGCACAUAACUUGUGGUUACAAGAUAGAAAGAUUUUGGCACUUUUGAUUCAGAAUAGGGUGUCUGAGGUCUUUGCAUUGGAUAUACAUCCUGGAGCAAGAAUUGGUAGUGGGGUUAUGCUUGAUCACGCAACCGGAGUGGUGAUCGGUGAGACCGCGGUGAUAGGGAACAAUGUGUCUAUUUUGCAUAAUGUGACAUUGGGUGGGACUGGAAAGAGUGGUGGAGAUAGGCAUCCUAAAAUUGGUGAUGGGGUUUUGAUUGGAGCUGGGACUUGUGUUUUGGGGAAUAUUCGGAUCGGUGAUGGCGCGAAAAUCGGGGCGGGUUCGGUGGUGUUGAAAGAUGUGCCUGCUAGAACUACUGCUGUUGGAAACCCUGCAAAGUUAGUUGGAGGAAAACAGAAUCCUGUUAAGCUUGAUAAGAUUCCUAGUUUUACUAUGGAUCAUGUGCAACAUGUGAAUGGAUGGUCUGACUAUGUUAUUUAAAAUCUAGGUUGAUUUAUGAAAAUUGUCUUUUUAAGGUUUAGUUUUACACUGGAUAUGAUAGGUAGAUGUGUAGAAGACCGUAUGCACGUGCACUAGGCACGUAUCUGUGCCGAUGCAUGUACGGAUUUGUGUAGAAGAUAGGAUAUGCACGUGCAGGAAAAGGGAUCGAAUAUGUUAAAAAGAGAUUAUAUUGUAUAUACGCGUGCAUAUUCUAAAUUUCUAAUCACGAAAAUAAUUUGAAAUAAUGAUGUUUACUGGGUUUUUCGUCCCAUUGAGAGUUAGGACUCUCUUUAUAUGAAUUACUUUGGAUAUGACAUCUUUGUUUUUU